AUGCCGUUCUGGCUCCUCGGCUGCUCCGCCCUCGUCUUCGGCAUCAUCGUCAUUGGCGGUCUUACACGCCUCACAGAGUCUGGUCUCUCGAUCACUGAGUGGAACCCUAUCACUGGUAUCCGGCCGCCCAUUACCGACGCCGAGUGGGAUGUCGAGUGGGAGAAGUACCGCAUGUCGCCGGAGGGUAUUAUUAUGAACGCGAACAUCACUCGCGCCGAGUUCAAGUUCAUCUUCUACAUGGAGUGGGCGCACCGCAUCGCCGGCCGUGCCCUUGGUGUCCUUUUCAUCGUUCCUGCCGCGUACUACUGCACGCGCUACAAGCUUCCUCGCGGCCUCCCCGCCAGGCUGUUGGCUCUCGGCGCCGGUAUUGGUGUCCAGGGCCUGAUCGGUUGGCUGAUGGUCGCCUCCGGACUGAAGGAGGAGAUCGUCACCAACAACGAGGUCCCCCGCGUUUCGCAGUACCGUCUUGCCGCGCACUUUGGCGCUGCUCUGCUUCUUUACAUGGGCAUGUUCUACACUGCUCUCGGCCUGCGCCGUGACCAGGUCCUCGCUCAGCAGGUCAAGUCCGGUCCCGCAGGCGCAGCUGCCGUCGACAAACUCGCGGCCGCGCUCAACUCGCCCGCUGUCAAGCGUUUCCGCGGCCUCACUGGUCUUCUGGGCGCCAUGGUCUUCCUUACCGCCAUCUCGGGUGCUUUCGUUGCUGGCCUUGACGCCGGCCUGAUCUACAACGAGUUCCCGUACAUGGGUGAGGGCUUCCACCCGCCCAAGGACGAGCUCCUCGACCCGCGCUACUCCAAAGACCCGGAGCUCAAGGACAUUGUCUGGCGCAACAUGCUCGAGAACCCCGUUACUGUGCAGUUCGACCACCGCGUUCUCGCCGUGACCACCGCCACCUUCCUCGUUGCCCAGCACCUGAUUGCGCGCCGCCCAAGUCUGCGCCUCGGCGCUUUCGCCCUUCCCCGCGCAGCGCAGCGCUGGAGCGCGUGGACUGCCGCUGCCGCCAUGGCUCAGGUCGGCCUGGGUAUCUCCACGCUCAUCUACCUUGUCCCCAUUCCCCUGGCUGCCGCGCACCAGGCUGGGUCCGUCGUCGUGCUCACCUGCAUCAUGGGAUUGGCCGCCGCCAUGCGCCGCCCUGGCCGUGCGCUGCAGGCGAUGCGCCAGGCCGUCAAGGCCAAGCCGCAGCCCCCUAAGGCAUAG
Messenger RNA from Cutaneotrichosporon oleaginosum, 1197 nucleotides. RefSeq lists its product as uncharacterized. Lineage: Eukaryota; Fungi; Basidiomycota; Tremellomycetes; Trichosporonales; Trichosporonaceae. Gene Ontology annotation, biological process: heme A biosynthetic process. Gene Ontology annotation, molecular function: oxidoreductase activity, acting on NAD(P)H, heme protein as acceptor. The record is from RefSeq and is a predicted model, not a curated record. Gene Ontology annotation, cellular component: mitochondrial inner membrane.